Colletotrichum navitas is the source of this 1097-nucleotide messenger RNA. RefSeq lists its product as uncharacterized. Gene Ontology annotation, biological process: secondary metabolic process. Gene Ontology annotation, molecular function: carboxy-lyase activity; hydrolase activity. The transcript has a single exon. The record is from RefSeq and is a predicted model, not a curated record. NCBI's taxonomy places the organism in Eukaryota, Fungi, Ascomycota, Sordariomycetes, Glomerellales, Glomerellaceae. Bases 55 to 1065 code for a protein of 336 amino acids. Gene Ontology annotation, cellular component: cytoplasm; cytosol.
AACCACACACACACACACACACACAAAGAGAGAGACACACACACAUCCGCAGACAUGUCGGACCGGAUCCCGCCCCUCAUCACGCUCGAAGAGCACUUCGUCGCGCCCGACCUCUUCGCCGAGCUGUCGGACCUCUACGGGGAGCAGCUCAAGAACGUGCCGGCCGUCGGCGACCGCCUCCGGGACGUCGGGCCCCUGCGGCUGGCCGACAUGGACGCGAACCGCGUCUCCCUCCAGGUCGUCUCGCACGCGCCGGGGCUCGGCCCGCGCCCGCCGGCCCUCAGCCGCCUCGCCAACGACGCGCUCGCGGCCUCGGUGCGGGAGGCCCCGGCCGGUCGGCUGGCCGGGUUCGCGGUGCUGCCGAUGGCGCACCCCGAGGAGGCGGCGGCGGAGCUCCGACGGUGCGUCCGCGAGCUCGGGUUCGUCGGCGCCCUCGUGGACGCGCACGCCGACGGGGCGCACUACGACGACGCGCGGUUCUGGCCCGUCUUCGCGGCGGCGGCCGACCUCGACGUGCCCGUCUACCUGCACCCCACGUUCCCGUCGGCGGGCCAGCGGCCGGCCUACGAGGGGGGCUACGGGCCCGGCGCCGCGCUCAGCCUCGGGACCAGCGGGUUCGGGUGGCACCAGGAGACGGGGCUCGCGGUGCUCCGGCUCUUCGCGGCCGGGCUGUUCGACGCCGUGCCGGGGGUCAAGAUCAUCGUCGGGCACUUUGGCGAGAUGCUGCCGUUCGUGAUGGAGCGCGUCGAGAAGCUCUCGCCGCGGUGGGGCGCGCGCGGCCGGGGCUGGCGCCGGGUGUGGGAGGAGAACAUCUGGGUGACGACGAGCGGCGUGUGGGGGCUGGCGCCGCUGGCCUGCGUGCUGAAGAACACGCCCGUCGACCACGUCCUGUACAGCGUCGACUACCCGUUCGAGAAGAACGAGAACGGGCUGGCGUGGGUGAGGGAGCUGCGGGACAGCGGCAUGGUCACGCCCGAGGAGCUCGACAAGAUCGCCUACCGCAACGCCGAGAAGCUCCUCCGGAUCAAGGCGCCGGUCGUCGCCAGCGAGAGCGAGCAGUCGUGAAGAGCCAACACCCCCCCCCCCCCCCCCCCUCC